CUGGACGAGCUCCGCGAGCAAACCCUAAGUCCCGCUCCAGUCAAUCCCGGCGAUGUCGUCGCCCUCCGAUCCUUGAUGGAGCUCAAGGUCAAAUCCCGCAAGCUCCCGGAAGCCAUCUCCAUCGCCGAUCAACUUAUCGCCCUCGAGCCCGAAGAAAAUGACCUCCCCCUUCUCAAAGCUCACCUCCAGAGCUACAGCGGGGAGCUCGAGGCUGCAAAAUUAGGGUUUGAAGAGAUUUUAUCGAAAAACCCUUAUCUUGUCGAAGCUUACCAUGGGCUUAUUAUGAUGGCAUCCCAAUCUGGGGCUAAUGGCGAACUGAAUGAAAUUUUGAAGAGGGUAGAGACUGCAAUGGUGGCUUGUAAGAAGGAGAAGAGGAAAGAGGAGUUGAAGGAUUUUAAGCUGUUGUUUGCUCAGGUUCGGGUUAUUGAAGGGAAAUAUGCGGAGGCUUUGGAGAUAUAUGAGGAGUUGGUAAAGGAGGAACCGAGGGAUUUUAGGCCGUACUUGUGUCAAGGGAUUAUAUAUACUUUGUUGAGAAAGAAGGAUGAGGCAGAGAAGCAGUUUGCAAAGUAUAGAAAGCUGGUGCCUAAGGGGCAUCCUUAUGCUGAGUUCUUUGAUCAUAAUAUGAACAUGAUGAAGGAUUUUUCGCCCGUGCAGUAGAGGGGACGAGUGGAGAGCUUCCUCUGGGGAGGUAGAAUUUUGAGGAUUCUGCUUCUAGUCCAACUGGCUUCGGGGAAAUUCUGGACUUUUUUUUCGUCCUAUUUAGUUAAGUCAUAAGUAAACUGGGAUUCUACUGAACCCAGCUCACAGCUGAACGACCGGAACCUUAUUUUGAUCAUAAGAUGGAAACAACAUAGCCACCUGGGUUGGAGUAGUAAACCUUAUUUUGAGCAUUCAACGUCCAAAUGACGAAAGCAAUGUCUUCCUGUUAUUUUUCUCUAGUAAUAAUGAAUGGGCCUUUUUUUUGUCUCAAGAACAAUUCGAUGAUCUUUCUGAAAGUUAUUGUUGUUCAAGGGUGUAGCGUUUGAUCCUGUUGCCGGUUGGUUCCAAAGUUUUUAGUAGCUUCAGUUUAUACAUGCACCCUUUUGGAAUUUUGUUAUGCCGAGCCCUUGCAAGAGGUAUUGUUCUGGGCUUUCCGCAUGUUGUAUGAUGAUGAUUGUUUAUACUAGCAAGUCAGGGUGACCAUGACUCAUACUAUAUUUGUGUUAAAGGCUGUUGUUAUCUUGAAAAA
Asparagus officinalis (garden asparagus) is the source of this 1228-nucleotide messenger RNA. RefSeq names its product protein SLOW GREEN 1, chloroplastic-like. Gene Ontology annotation, cellular component: chloroplast thylakoid membrane. Gene Ontology annotation, molecular function: protein binding. The record is from RefSeq and is a predicted model, not a curated record. Lineage: Eukaryota; Viridiplantae; Streptophyta; Magnoliopsida; Asparagales; Asparagaceae. The annotation marks the transcript as partial. The transcript has 2 exons.